CAUAUCCGUUAUGGGCCCGAUUUCGCAGCUCACCAAUUGAUUGAGUCACAUUAUGAUCUUGGAGAGCUAUCUACUCCGUAUUGUAUAUAAUUUCAAAUCUAUUUCUAUUGCUUCCUACCUCUCGACGGUUGAGCCUUUGUUCAUGUGUUGACUCUUCAAAACAAUUGAGUCAUAUCAACAUUAUAUCCAAGCAAAUUCGACAUCUCAACUACUCCACUUUUGAUCCUACACAAUGGGAGCAGACGUAGCAUCCAAGAUGACAGAAAUCUCUCUUGAUAAGUCUCCUGGCUAUGAGCCUACACCAUUUGGCAAAGAAAUGCUCAAGCAUUUCAUGUUUGCUCCAGACUACAAGAAUCUCAAUCAUGGCUCGUUCGGGACUUUUCCCCGAGUUGUCAAGGAGAAGCAGCGAGAAUACCAAGAUCUUUGUGAAUCAGCUCCGGAUGAAUUUAUUCGCAGAACAUACCCUAGACUCCUCGACGAGAAUAGAGAGGCUGUUGCAAAGCUCAUGAAUUGUCCUCCUUCGACAGUUGUUUUUGUACCGAACGCAACAACUGGAGUCAAUACUGUACUCCGAAACAUCGUGUGGAAUUAUCAUGGGAAAGAUGAGAUCAUUUACUUCAGACAUAUAUAUGGCGCUUGCCUGAAAACUGUGGAAUACGUUUGUGAUGCAAACCACUAUAUCGUCAACCCAAGAGAGCUUGUAAUUCAAUAUCCCAUGGAAGAUGCAGAGCUCCUCUCUUUGUUCCGAGAGACUAUCAAGGCUUCUAGAUCCGAAGGCAAGAAUCCUCGUCUUGCAAUCUUCGACACUGUCUCUUCACUACCAGGACUCCGAAUGCCAUUCGAAAAACUUACUAAAAUCUGCAAAGAAGAAGGGGUUAUAUCUCUGAUCGAUGGAGCACACGGCGUCGGACAAAUUCCCCUCGACAUGUCUGAGUCGGACCCUGACUACUUCGUGUCGAACCUGCAUAAAUGGCUCCUCGUGCCUCGCGGAUGUGCCGUCUUCUAUGUUCCAGAAAGGAACCAACAUCUGAUGCGAUCUACACUUCCAACAUCUCAUGGUUUCGUGCCCAGAGGCGCAGGCUUAGAUGCUCGGAACCCAAUAGCAUCCAACGCCGCCACGCCCUUCUUGGCAAGCUUCGAGUUUGUUGGAACCAUUGAUAAUACCAACUAUUGUGUCGUUCAAGACUCAAUCAAAUGGAGACAACUAGUGUGUGGUGGAGAAAAGGCCAUCAUGGACUACUGUAUCAAUCUGAACAAAGAAGGUGGCAAAGCAGUAGCCAAAAUCUUGGACACGAAAGUCUUGGAUAACAGCACAGGGACUUUGACAGACUGUAGUCUUAUGAACGUUCUUCUUCCUCUGAAGAUCAGCGAUACGAAGAUCGAGGGCGUGAAUACUAUCAAGCCUGGAGACGGCAUGCUUGCCACACAGUGGAUGCAACAUACGCUGAUGGAUGAAUUCAAAACAUUCAUCGCCAUCUAUUUCUUUCAAGGAGAGUGGUAUGCGAGAUUAAGUGCACAGAUCUACUUGGAUCUUUCAGACUUUGAAUGGGCAGGAAAUGCACUGAAGCAGGUUUGUGAGAGAGCAGGGAAAGUUGAUUACCUCAUCUCUACUGGUGCGCCAGCGCUUUCGCAUAGCACAACUGAAAGUUUUGCUCAGAAGAAAUAGAGAUUCCUUGGUUCCUCUUGGACGGGAGAGAGAAGGUAAGGUGCAGGCUCAGUCGCGGAUGACAUGUGAAAUAUGGUUGAAAAGCAAGGAUUAUACAGGAACCCUUCGUUAUCAAGUUUCUUGGUCCUAUUUAUGAACUCAUGCCUUAUUCCAUGCAUGUGCCCAUGCAUGGAAAGGGGGAAGCGAUCAUUCACUCCCGCAUAAUC
Molecule: messenger RNA, 1872 nt
Organism: Mollisia scopiformis
Lineage: Eukaryota; Fungi; Ascomycota; Leotiomycetes; Helotiales; Mollisiaceae
Product: aminotransferase family protein-like protein
Exons: 3
Coding region: 233-1666 (477 amino acids)
Source: RefSeq, a predicted model, not a curated record